AAAAAAUUGGAAUUUUUGGGCUUUUUUAAAAAAUUGAAAAAUAUAUAAAAAGUAAAAAAAAAAAUUAUUAUAAUAAAUCUAAAUAAACAAUUAUUUAUAUAAAAUAAAAAUUUAUGAUUUUUGAUUAAUUAAAGGAAAGGAAAGAAAUCAGAGAACCCUAAUUUCCGAUGUUGCCGAAUCUGAUGAGAUCCAUAGCUCGCGGUGGGAGAUCGUUCGUAUCUCGCCGCAAUUUCUCUUCAUCGAGGGGCCAAGUUAUUUACCAGGACAUGGAUGCUGCGUUAGAGCAAAAGCAGCAGGCGGCUGCUUCGAUGGAGUUGAAGGAACAGGAGGAUGACUCUUAAUCUUGUUGUUUGAAAUUAAGGAAAGCCUAAGAUGCUAUCUGAAAAUUAUGGAUUUACAAGCUUGUUGGUGAUCGUUUCCAUUGAUUCUUCUUAUUUUGUUUAGUUGAUGAUGUUACAGAUUUUUUGUUUACAUCUGCGGCUAGAACUUUUAGUUUUCCUGUAUGGCAGCUGAAAUUUGGUGAAAGUGCUUUGCUUAAUUUUGCACGUUCGUGAAUCUGAGGAAAGCCUAAGAGGUUAUAGGAAAAUUAUGGAUUUACAAGCUUGUUGGUGAUCGUUUACAUUGAUUCUUAUUUUGCUAUCUAACAAGCUCAAGGUGGCCUGGAUUUCGUAUGUAAUUGGUAUCAGAGAUACUCAAUCGCUACAAUCACGUUAUGAUUAACAUCAUCAUCGGCACAUAUCAUUCUCCUUAGCUUGGACAAUAUAUACUUUCCUUAUUUUUCUCUACAAUUCAUGUAUAAAUGUAACUCUUAUCAUGUUCAAUACAAA
This is a messenger RNA of Thlaspi arvense, 827 nucleotides long. Lineage: Eukaryota; Viridiplantae; Streptophyta; Magnoliopsida; Brassicales; Brassicaceae. The record is from the annotation of a GenBank genome assembly.